CGCCUUCUCUAUUAGACACUGGCUUCAAGAAGUUUGCUCAAAGUUGUAUUGGAAAAUUUCCCAGUAAAUAUGGCUGCUGACCAGACAUUUUUGUGGAGUCAUGGGAAACCCCAAGAGUCUGUGCCACUCCAAGAUUUCAACAUUACUGAAGGGCAAGACUGCAACGCUGAGACUUGGCACGUCACUUUUAGAGCGUUUACCGGCUCAGAAGAAUCAGACCCUGUGGAAGACCUGCGGAGGCUCCAAGAGCUCUGCCAUCUGUGGCUGAGGCCAGAUGUCCACACCAAGGAUCAGAUUCUGGAUAAGCUGGUGAUGGAGCAGUUCAUGAUCUCCAUGCCACAGGAGCUCCAGGUCUUAGUCAAAGAAAGUGGCGUAGACAGUUGCAAAGACCUGGAGGACAUGCUAAGAAGCAAUGCGAAACCCAAGAAAUGGACCGUAGUCAGUUUACAAGGACAGAAAUUUCUUCUGCGAAAUUCGGAUGUUGUGAUGGCUGAAGCUGAGGUCAGUGACACAGAUGAUGUGACAGACUUGUCCAGAAAGCCUCCAUCCUCUGUGAGUAAGACAGAGAUACAUCCUGAGAACAGCCAGAAGGUCUUCCAAAAGCUGGAGAAUGUGCCGAGAAUUGAUGAAAUGUCAAGGGGACAGAGAAUCCUGCAGUCUAACCUCUCAAAAGAGUCUGUGAGGGCAGAGGAUGGGAAGAACCUCCAAGAAGCAACUUGUAUUAAAAAUGUGGAUGCCGACGUACCUUGCACCCAUGGUUCAGAGACAGAGGUUUUGACCCAGAGUUGGAAAGGAAAAGACUCUUGGAGUCCAAGGGAUCCCCAAAGAAGAAAACAGGGCAAUACCUCCAUUCCCCAAGAGGUGCCUCAAGGAGCCAUGUCAUUGGACACGGAGGAAUUCUCCAGACAACUCAGGUCUAACUCAAAGCAUUCACCAAUCACCAUGGGACCAUUUGGUCAUUCGGUUAGGAAAGAAGCCACGAGACAGACACCGUAUGAGUGUGGCACAUGCAAGAAAAGAUUUAAUUAUGAAUCUCAGUUGAACGUUCACCAGAGGACACACACAGGAGACAGACCCUUCAAGUGCAUGGUCUGUCUCAAGGGUUUCAUGCAGUCCUCAGACCUCCGAGUUCACCAGCGGGUCCACACCGGGGAGAAGCCGUACACCUGUAAAGUCUGCUUCAAACAGUUCACCCACGACUCCACCCUGCGAAGUCACCAGCGGGUCCACACAAAUGAGAAACCUUACCAGUGUGAAGUCUGUGACAAACACUUCAACCACAAAGGGAACCUCAAUGUCCACCUGCGCACUCACUCGGGGGCAAAGCCCUACCUGUGUCACCAGUGCCACCAGGACUUUCGUCAGCUGGGAACUUUGAAACGGCACCAAAAAACACAUUUGAAAGUGACCACUCAAAGAUUCUGCCAUCAAGCCCAAGUCCCUUCCGCUCAAGAAGGAAAUUGA
Messenger RNA from Pteropus alecto (black flying fox), 1464 nucleotides. Its product is annotated as zinc finger and SCAN domain-containing protein 5B. The transcript is spliced from 4 exons. Gene Ontology annotation, biological process: regulation of transcription by RNA polymerase II. The record is from RefSeq and is a predicted model, not a curated record. Bases 70 to 1464 code for a protein of 464 amino acids. Gene Ontology annotation, molecular function: RNA polymerase II cis-regulatory region sequence-specific DNA binding; DNA-binding transcription factor activity, RNA polymerase II-specific. Lineage: Eukaryota; Metazoa; Chordata; Mammalia; Chiroptera; Pteropodidae.